GUAGCUGCAGCCAUGGUUCAUUAGUGACUGCAUCAACAAUUAUUUUUAUACGUGUUCAUAGCCCAAUUAUAUGUUUUAUACUUUUAUUUGAAUGUACCGCACACAAUGCACGGAAAGCUGAGUGAACUGGAACAGCGCAUUGUAGCGCGCCUCAAUGAAAAGAUUGGCAAAGAUGCCAAUCAGCUGCAUCGGGCUGCGCUGCUCGUUGAUGAAUCCAAGCAACGAUUGCAAGCAAUCAGCCAAAACCUGAAUUACGAGGAUCCACUCAACGUGUCCAGCUACAAGUCAGCGCUCCAAUGCCAGCAGCAGGUCUGUGAGAGCAUCGACUUCGAGCUGGAAAAACUUUCGCAGUUCAGUGCGAAGCUGAAACAGAAGCUCAAGGAGUGUCAGCCGGCUCUGGAUGGCGUGGCAGAGGAUCUACAGCAGGUGCGACAGCUGCAGAAUGUGACGCAAUAUCUGCGCCUGGUGCAAGACAUACAAGAGAUCAGCGCAGCGCUAGGAGCCGCCAUCAAUGGCAAGGACGAGGCUAAACUGGUCAACAUCUACCUGACGCUCUACGAAGGCAACGACUGUGAGCACAGCGUGGUGGGUCGACUGCAGUCGGUGCAGGCAACUUAUCUGAAGUCGUACGCUGAAGCCACAGCCAUCUACUGGCACAAGCUGCUGCUGCAGCGUCUCUCCAGCGAGUUUGAGGCUGUGCUCAAGGCGAUGCGCUGGGCGCACCUGGAGCAGCAGUCGCUCAGCUAUUCCCCCAGUCGUGACACUGCCAAGGCACAACUGCUCGCCGAAUAUAUGUUCCUGAUCAAAUCACCAGCGGAGGAGCAUGAGAAUAUGCUGAGCAUCACGUCCAGCAUUGUGUGCCCGCCCAUUAGUAAGGUGGUGCAGCUGCUGCUGGCUCCGUAUCGCCAGCGCUUCAUGUUCCACUUCACAGGCACGCGGCAAACGAAUCGACUGGACAAGCCCGAGUGGUUCUACACGCAGAUCCUAAACUGGGGCAAGCAAACGCAUUCCUUUGUGGGCAAGACGUUUCAGCCAGCGGCCAUGAAGGCGGGCAAAUUGGACUGCAAUCUAAGACUGGAAUUCAUGCGCGGCCUGGUGCAGCUGACCAUUGAAAAGCUGGCAGUGGACAUUGAGCAAAUCGCGCAGGAUGAGAAUCUGUUUGCUCAUCUGCUGGAUGAGACGCUCGCCUUUGAAGCAGAGCUGCGCGAGACCUUUGGCUAUCCGGCCAGCUUUCCCAGCGCCAUUUCCGUGCUCACACAGCCCAUGUAUCUGCUGCGCUGGAUAUCGCUGGAGGAGCGAUUUUGUGCAGAGAAAAUGGACCAGAUCUUGCAGGCGGAGACGCCGUUUCAGCUGAUAGAUCCGAAUACCUUCGAGGAUGAUCUGAAGAUACCGAAAUGUGCCGAUCAGUUCAUGCGCCUGCUGGACGCCAUCAAGGAUCGUUACUAUGCGCUCAUACAGCCCGGGCAUCAGCUGCAAUUCCUGCAGCUGCAGCUGGAGCUGAUCGACAGCUUUCGACGGCGACUCGUGCAGCUGCACAGCAGCGGAGCUGUGGCCAGCCUGCCCGUUCUGAAUGCCAUCAACUAUCUGAUAAUGGUGCUGCGCGAGUGGGGCGAGAAUGUGCAUUAUUUACAUUUGCAUGCAGCGCUGGCCGGGCCAAAUGCCAGCGAAAUCAAUUCGGUGUUCGAGCAUCCCGUCGCCGAGCUGGAGCACUGGGCACGCCAGCUGAUGAAGAAUCUGGCCAACAAGGCCGUGAACGAGAUGAAGGCGAAGUCGAUGAACUACCGCCACGACUGCUGGCCCAGCAUGCCCGAGCAGAACAGCCGCGAGCCCUUCAUCCUCUCGCCCAGCGGCGGGGAAAUGUUCCAGGUCCUAGUCACACUCCUGCACAACUUGGAGCGCGAGCUGUCCGCCAAUUUGUUCAACCAGACGCUGCGUCUGAUGGCCCAGCAGAUCGACGACUUCAUUCUGGAGGACAUGGUAUUAAAUACGAGGUUCUCAACGGCAGGUGCUGCCCAGUUCAACUACGACAUGACGCUGCUCUUCGCGCUCUUCGGCCAAUACACACGACGACCCGAGCUGCUCUUCAAGCGCAUUCAUGACGCUUGCAAAUUGCUGACAGCGGCGAGGGGCACAGCUCUGCUGCUGCUCGAGACUCUGCGCGGCGGGCAGACGGCGGAGGAGAAGACGAAGCCACUGCAUGAACUACGCGUGCUCGGCCUGGACAGCAGACAGUGCAUCGAGGUGCUCGAGCGACGGACAGACAUUAAAAUGUUUUAAAUAAAGCAAACGUGGAACUUUUAC
Molecule: messenger RNA, 2301 nt
Organism: Drosophila arizonae
Lineage: Eukaryota; Metazoa; Arthropoda; Insecta; Diptera; Drosophilidae
Gene: Rint1
Product: RAD50 interactor 1
Biological process (GO): retrograde vesicle-mediated transport, Golgi to endoplasmic reticulum; regulation of ER to Golgi vesicle-mediated transport; endoplasmic reticulum to Golgi vesicle-mediated transport
Cellular component (GO): Dsl1/NZR complex
Source: RefSeq, a predicted model, not a curated record